CCAACCACUCACCUGUGUGGAAAAGCAACACAGGCAGCAUAAUUGUUCUGCGUCCUCUAGGUGAUGCCCAGGGAAAGGUCAUAGCCGCCUUAAACCUUUAAAACCCUAGGCGGGACGAGCAUUCCGUGUCGGAGUUCAGAGCUGCAGCAACCCUGCAUGGGCCUUUCAGCCGUGCUUAAUAGAAUUCCCUUUGUAAUUUAGUUUUUCUUUUCUCAAAGCUUCAAAGGAAGAAAACUGAUAUCAAAGAAUAUCAACUCCAGGUUCUUAGCAGAAUUCCCAGUGUCUUUGCAGAAGUCACAUUUCAGAAUGAAGGGUACCAGGCUGAUGGGGGCGCUGCUUACCCUGGCUGGUGUGCUGAAUGUGGCCCUGUCCCUGAGAAUAGCAGCAUUCAACAUCCAGACUUUCGGGGAGACCAAGAUGUCCAAUGCCACCCUCUCCAACUACAUUGUGCAGAUCCUGAUUCGCUACGACAUUGUCGUGAUCCAGGAGGUCCGAGACAGCCACCUGACGGCCGUGGGGAAGCUGCUGGACAGACUCAAUCAGGAUGACCCCAACACCUAUGAGUAUGUGGUCAGCGAGCCGCUGGGCCGCAGCAGCUACAAGGAGCGCUACCUCUUUCUGUUCAGACCUGACCAGGUGUCUGUGCUGGACCACUACCAGUAUGACGACGGCUGCGAGCCCUGCGGGAACGACACCUUUAGCCGAGAGCCAGCCAUUGUCAAGUUCUCCUCACCGUUUACCCAGGUCAAGGAGUUUGCCAUCGUCCCCCUGCACGCGUCCCCGCUGGAUGCAGUGGCUGAGAUCGACUCUCUCUACGACGUAUAUGAGGAUGUCCGGCAGAAGUGGGACAUGGAGGACAUCAUGUUGAUGGGUGAUUUCAAUGCUGGCUGCAGCUACGUGACCUCUUCGCACUGGUCGUCCAUCCGCCUGCGCACGAGCCCUGCCUUCCAGUGGCUGAUUCCUGACACCGCCGAUACCACGGUGACAUCCACGUACUGUGCCUAUGACAGGAUCGUGGUUGCUGGGACUCUGCUCCAACAGGCCAUCGUUCCCGACUCAGCUGUUCCCUUUGACUUCCAAGCUGCAUAUGGACUGAGCAUCCAGGCCCAAGCCAUCAGCGACCAUUACCCGGUGGAGGUGAGGCUGAAGAGAGCCUGAUGAGCGGUUCCCGGGGCCCUGGCUGGUGACCUCUAGCAUGUGGCUGCUCCUGUUGUCACAUUUAGGUUAUGGGAACAGAGUUUAGGAAACCAGUGCCGAGUUCCCUGAGCACAGGGCCAGUACCCCCGCCCCCAUGAGCUUGAGGAAGGGGACACAAGGCAGGCUUUUUCUUGUUGUGCCUGCUUCCAUUACAAGCAUGACGCUGUGUCCUACCUUAUAAAUCUGCACAAAAAGCUUAACAUUUAGAUUAAGAAAUACCUUUUAAUUUAAAUAAAGCUCAAAAGGUGGUAUUGUCA
Messenger RNA from Rhinolophus ferrumequinum (greater horseshoe bat), 1454 nucleotides. RefSeq names its product deoxyribonuclease 1 (gene DNASE1). Gene Ontology annotation, molecular function: DNA nuclease activity. Gene Ontology annotation, biological process: DNA catabolic process. NCBI's taxonomy places the organism in Eukaryota, Metazoa, Chordata, Mammalia, Chiroptera, Rhinolophidae. Bases 307 to 1158 code for a protein of 283 amino acids. The record is from RefSeq and is a predicted model, not a curated record. Gene Ontology annotation, cellular component: nucleus. The transcript has 9 exons.